AUUAAUUUAUCUACAAUUUUUAUAUUUUUAAUCCUAAUUUACGAGUUUAAAAUUUUUAUAGAAGUCGUACCAUCUAUAAAUUUGAAAUCUAUGAAUCAUGAUUAAAACUGCUUGACAAAUUCAAACGUUGGAUGCUAUUAUUGCGUAGUGUAUGUAUCGCACUGUAGUGACAGCUACGUCAAGUUACAUGACUUGCUCGUUUGUGUAAAGCGAAAGCUGAUUGCUUGAAUUGUCAAUCGUUCUUAUUCUACAAUAGACACUUGGAAAGCGAUUUACGAUAUUUCAGGAUGGGCGUAAUUUUCUUGGAACAUAUCGGAGGUACUCGUUUAUUCUCUUGCGCUUCCUGUGACACUAAUCUUACAAACAGAGGUCAGCUGAUAAGCACGCGUUUUACGGGCGCUACAGGCCGUGCUUUUCUCUUUAACAAAGUCGUCAACUUAAAUUACAGCGAGGUACAGGAUAGAGUGAUGUUGACGGGUCGUCACAUGGUCCGAGAUGUCAGCUGCAAAAACUGUGAUGCUAAACUUGGGUGGGUGUAUGAAUUUGCAACAGACGAUAAUCAACGAUACAAGGAAGGCCGUGUCAUCCUGGAACGUGCUUUAGUCACAGAAAGCGAUGGAAUGGGCGAUAAUAUUUAAUACAUUACAAGAAGUAGCACGUCAUAGGAUAAGAAUACUUUAUAGUCAAUGUAAAAUCAGUUGUUCUUUUUCUUAGUGUUCCUCAUAUAUUUGGAGUAAUUGAAAAUUGUUGUAAAGUGUAUGAUAAUUUAUAUUUAAUAUUCAAUAUUUUUGUAAACAUAAAACAUACUUUAUUUUAUGGUAUUACAUAUUUCUAAUGAUCAGCUAUUAUUUUUUUAAAGUUAUUUUUCAUUUAAACAUGUAUACCAUGUUAAGUCUGAUUUAAAAUAAAGAUUCAAUCGAUUAUUGUGUUAAUACUUUUAAUAUAUAUAUAUUAUGAUAUUGUUUUAUAUUAGAAUUUAUUGUAUAAAAAAAAUAAAUAUUAAAUAAAUAAAAAACAUUGUAAUACAUAAAUAUAUCAAUGAAAUUAAUAAAUCUCGAUAAAAUAAAA
Messenger RNA from Apis cerana (Asiatic honeybee), 1068 nucleotides. RefSeq names its product yippee zinc finger protein (gene Yippee). Lineage: Eukaryota; Metazoa; Arthropoda; Insecta; Hymenoptera; Apidae. The record is from RefSeq and is a predicted model, not a curated record.